UUAAGAUUAUUUCGUUUUAGGUUAUGUUGUGAUAAACAAAUACAUUUAAAGUUACCGUAGAAAUGGAAUUUGUUGAAACAAUUUUACGUUCUAGUAAUGCAGAAAAGUACAUCGAUACAUUCAAGAAAAACAAAAUUUUAGAUUCAUUUGCUGUAAAAGCACUGAAGAGAGAGGACUUGGAAAUUCUUAUAGAAGAUAAAGAAAUUGUCGAAAAUUUAUCGAAAGUUAUUGAAAAUUUACAAAUACCUUCAGAAAAAAUUAUUGAUGUUAAUGUUGAUGAAGAAUACAUUAAAGUCACAUUGAUACAAAAUUAUUUGCAUUUACGAAAACAUGUGGCGAAUUUAUCGCUUGCAGUGAACAGAAAUGACAUUAUAAUUUGUGAUGUAAAGCUCAAUCCAACUGUAAAAUGUCUGAAUAAUUGUAUAAACAAUCUUGAACAAAGUUUAGUACAGUUUGAAGAAAAGAUCUCAAAAGUAAAGAAGAAAAAUAAAUUCAAGAACAAAAUUGUGUUUCCCACAAUUAUUGUAACUGCUGCUGUCUUAUUUUGUAUUCAUAGGUUUUGUGCAAGACCUUAAUUAAAUUAAAAGUUCUUUGAUAUAUUAAUAAAGUACGCGACUUUUUAAAA
Messenger RNA from Aethina tumida (small hive beetle), 625 nucleotides. RefSeq lists its product as uncharacterized. The transcript is spliced from 3 exons. Lineage: Eukaryota; Metazoa; Arthropoda; Insecta; Coleoptera; Nitidulidae. The record is from RefSeq and is a predicted model, not a curated record. The coding region runs from base 63 to 575 and encodes 170 amino acids.